GAACCCUCCCCCCCCCCCAACCAACUUGCAAGCUGUCCCGCCUAUUGCUCUCGGAACCUUCACAAUCCAUCUUUUUCACUGAUAUAGUUUUCCAGUAAACUCAGAGACUUGAAGGCUUGUUACUUUCAAAAUCAUACAGUUUAUUUGGUAUUUGAUCCUGUUCAGAGUUGAUUAAAGAUGGCAAGGAGACCCCAGCCGCAAGACACCAUUCAGUUCACGAAAGAGCCUUACAUCGAAGAUGUCGGCCCUCGCAAAAUCAAAAGCAUCCGUUUUUCUAUGCUUUCUGAGUCCGAGAUAUGCAAAGCAGCCGAAGUUCAAGUGUACCGGGGCGUUUACUAUGACUCUGCUAAGAAGCCCAUCGAGAAUGGCUUGUUAGACCCGCACAUGGGGCCUCCAAGCAAAUAUGGUAUCUGUGCAACUUGCAAUGGAAGCUUUACUGAUUGUCCUGGGCAUUAUGGAUACUUGACACUUGCUCUCCCAGUUUAUAAUGUUGGGUAUCUGAGUACUGUUGUGGAUAUCUUGAAGUGCAUAUGCAAGUCUUGUUCUCGAGUACUCCUGCCAGAGAAAGAACGUGUGGAUUUCCUGAAGAAGAUGAGGAACCCCAGGAUUGAGCCCCUUAAGAAGAGUGAGGUUUUGAAAAGGAUAGUUAAAAGGUGUAACGCAAUGGCAAGUACUAAGAAGGCAGUGAAGUGUUCAAGAUGCAGAUAUAUAAAUGGGAUGGUGAAAAAAGCUACAGGUAUGCUGGGGAUCUUUCAUGAUCGUUCUAAGAUUAUUGAUGAUAGUUUAGAAGAAUGCAGAUCAGCUAUUUCUCACACGAAAGAGUCCAAUGCAUCCAUUAAUAUGGCUCCUUUAUUAAACCCGGAUAAGAUCCUCUCCCUUUUCAAGAAGAUGAUUGAUGAGGACUGUGAAUUACUGUACUUGAGUGAUAGACCUGAGAACCUUCUUGUUACAAGUAUUGCAGUCCCACCUUUGGCUAUUCGACCCUCUGUCUUUGUGGAUGGCGGAACACAGAGCAAUGAAAGUGACAUCACUGAGAGGUUAAAACGAAUUAUUCAGGCAAAUGCAAGCCUUCAGCAAGAAUUAUUAGAAACAAGCUCCACUUCCAAAAGUCUGGUUGGUUGGGCUGAUCUGCAAAUGGAGGUUGCACAGUACAUAAAUAGUGAUGUACGUGGUGUCCCAUUACAUAUGCAAGCGGCAAAGCCUUUGAGUGGUUUUGUACAACGUCUAAAAGGGAAGCAGGGACGCUUCCGGGGGAACUUGUCUGGGAAGCGUGUUGAGUAUACUGGAAGGACUGUAAUAUCACCUGAUCCUAAUUUGAAAAUUACUGAGGUUGCUAUUCCAAUAUUAAUGGCCCGAAUUUUAACUUAUCCAGAGCGUGUGUCUCAUCACAACAUAGAGAAGUUGAGACAGUGUGUCCGCAAUGGCCCUGAUAAAUAUCCGGGUGCUAGAUUUGUUACUAAAACUGAUGGCAGCUUGACGACCUUGAUGUUCUCUUCUGCAAGAAAGCACCUUGCUGAUGAUUUGAAAUUUGGUUGCAUAGUUCACCGUCAUUUGGAAGAUGGUGAUGUUGUUCUUUUCAACAGACAGCCAAGUUUGCAUCGGAUGUCAAUCAUGUGCCAUAGGGCGAGGAUAAUGCCUUGGCGUACAUUGAGAUUCAAUGAAUCUGUUUGCAAUCCAUAUAAUGCUGAUUUUGAUGGGGAUGAGAUGAAUAUGCAUGUCCCACAAACAGAAGAGGCUCGCACAGAGGCACUUAUGCUGAUGGGGGUGCAAAACAACUUAUGUACACCAAAAAAUGGAGAGAUUUUGGUUGCUUCCACGCAAGAUUUUCUAACAUCUUCCUUCCUCAUAACAAGGAAGGACACAUUUUACGAUCGUGCUGCCUUUUCCCUAAUGUGUUCAUAUAUGGGUGAUGGCAUGGAUCUUGUUGAUUUGCCAACUCCAGCAUUAGUAAAGCCAAUAGAGCUUUGGACUGGGAAACAGCUGUUCAAUGUUCUAUUGCGCCCACAUGCAAAUAUGAGAGUUUAUCUCAAUCUUACUGUUAGAGAAAAGAGUUACAGCAAAUCUGGAGAAACAAUGUGUCCUAAUGAUGGGUUUGUUUAUGUCCGUAAUGGUGAGCUGAUAUCUGGGCAGCUAGGAAAGGCUACCUUAGGAAAUGGCAACAAGGAUGGUCUUUACUCUGUACUUCUAAGGGACUACAAUGCACAUGCUGCUGCUGCUUGUAUGAACCGUUUAGCAAAAUUGAGUGCUAGGUGGAUUGGGAAUCAUGGAUUCUCUAUUGGGAUUGAUGAUGUCCAACCUGGAGAACGUCUAAACGAAAACAAAAAGGCUAGAAUUCAGGAAGGGUAUUGGAAAUGCGAUGAGCUUAUACAGUCCUAUAAUAAGGGGAUGCUUAAACUUCAACCUGGUUGUGAUGCUGCUCAAACACUAGAAGCUCAGAUCACUGGUGUUUUAAAUAAUAUCCGAGAAACAACUGCAAAGGUUUGUAUGGAAGAACUGCAUUGGAGGAAUAGCCCCUUAAUCAUGUCACAAUGUGGGUCGAAAGGAUCUCCAAUUAAUAUUAGCCAGAUGAUUGCCUGUGUUGGGCAGCAGUCAGUGGGGGGUCGUCGUGCCCCGAAUGGAUUCAUAGAUCGUAGUCUUCCUCAUUUUUGCAGAAAAUCAAAGACCCCUGAUGCUAAAGGAUUUGUUGCAAACUCAUUCUACAGCGGUUUAACAGCUACAGAAUUUUUCUUCCAUACAAUGGGGGGACGAGAAGGUCUUGUGGAUACUGCAGUUAAAACAGCUGAUACGGGAUAUAUGUCUCGUAGACUGAUAAAAGCUCUAGAGGACCUAUCAAUCCAAUAUGAUAGUACAGUACGAAAUGCUAGUGGAUGUAUUGUUCAAUUUAUUUAUGGUGAUGACAAUAUGGAUCCGUCACAAAUGGAAGGGAAAGGUGGUUUUCCCUUGAAUUUUGAUAGAAUACUUUUGAAAGUCAAGGCUACAUGCCCUGCUGGAGAACAAACAAGUUUGUCCCCUUCAGAAAUCCUCAAUGUUAGUAAUGAAAGGCUAUCAAAGCAUGAUAUGACUCCUGAUGGUGGUUGCUCUGAUGCCUUUAAGAAGUCAUUGUCUGAUUUCUUUCAAGAAUGUAGUAGAAGAUUAAAAAAUACAAGGAUGGCAUUAAAAUUGGAUGGUGGACAAGUUGAGGGAGAAAAUCGCAAAAUCCUCGAAAUUGUUGCUCAAAAUAUAUCUGGUCUUACUUCCCAGCAGCUACAGGUAUUUUCAGACACAUGCAUUUCUCGUUAUCACUCAAAGAGAAUUGAAUGUGGAACUGCCAUUGGUGCAAUUGGAGCUCAGAGUAUUGGUGAACCAGGGACACAGAUGACCUUAAAAACUUUCCACUUUGCAGGAGUUGCGAGCAUGAAUGUUACUUUGGGAGUUCCUCGAAUAAAAGAAAUUAUAAAUGCAGCCAAAAAGAUCAGUACUCCUAUUAUUACCGCAACACUUGAGUGUGAUGAUAAUUUGAGAACAGCAAGGAUGGUGAAGGGUCGAGUUGAAAAAACAGUUCUAGGCGAGGUGGCAAAAAGUAUAAGGAUUGUGAUGACAUCAAGGUUAGCAUCUAUUGUUGUGACCCUGGACAUGGAAAGAAUUCAAGUUUCACAACUUUGCAUAAAUUCUCAGAUUGUAAAAGAAUCAAUUUUGCAAACGCCAAAGAUCAAAUUGAAGGAGCAGCAUGUUAAGGUAUUGGAUGCUAGGAAGCUGGAAGUUAUUCCACCGGCUGAUAGGAGUAGGCUCCAUUUUGAGCUUCACUCACUAAAAAAUAAGCUCCCAACAGUUGUUGUGAAGGGCAUAAACACUGUUGAGCGUGCAGUGAUUAACAAAAUCAAAAAGGACAACAGAGAACACUACAAUUUACUUGUAGAGGGGACUGGUCUUCGAGCAGUCAUGGGCACCGAAGGAAUUGAUGGUCUUAAGACAACAAGUAAUCAUAUUAUGGAAGUGCAGCAGGUGAUUGGAAUUGAAGCUGCAAGGAGGUGUAUAAUUGAAGAGAUACAGUAUACCAUGGCAAGUCAUGGAAUGACCAUAGAUCUACGACAUAUGAUGCUUUUGGCAGAUCUAAUGACAUUCAAGGGUGAAGUUCUAGGAAUCACAAGGCAUGGCAUCCAGAAAAUGAAGGAUAGUAUAUUGAUGUUGGCUUCUUUCGAGAAGACAGCAGAUCACCUUUUCAAUGCCUCUGUGAAUGGAAGGGAUGAUAAGAUUGAAGGAGUGAGUGAGUGCAUCAUUAUGGGCAUACCGAUGCAGAUAGGAACUGGCAUACUUAAAGUACGACAAAGAGUUGAGCAGGUUCAGCAGCUGAAUUACGGGUUAGAUCCAAUUUUGCUAUGAUGAAGCAUCAGCCUCUUCUUCUGGUUCAGUCAUGUCUAUGGUGGUGAUCCUCGAGUUAAAAUGUGAAACUGGAAAAUUUUCCUCCACAAUCAUCUUUUAAGGGUGAUGUAGACUGUAAAAUAUUUUCCUGCAAGUGCAAUUAAUGCAUUUUUUGAAAUUAUGCAUGAAGGCUCGUAUAGAAAUUUUUGGAUCCUGAUCUUAAUAUAAAGAAAUAUAAAUAGUAUUUAAUGCAAA
This is a messenger RNA of Diospyros lotus (date-plum), 4593 nucleotides long. RefSeq names its product DNA-directed RNA polymerase III subunit 1. The coding region runs from base 178 to 4359 and encodes 1393 amino acids. The transcript has 27 exons. The record is from RefSeq and is a predicted model, not a curated record. Gene Ontology annotation, molecular function: DNA binding; DNA-directed RNA polymerase activity. Gene Ontology annotation, biological process: DNA-templated transcription. Lineage: Eukaryota; Viridiplantae; Streptophyta; Magnoliopsida; Ericales; Ebenaceae.